AAUUCUUCUUACACAAUUUAAUUAAUAAUUUUUGUCAUUAUGUUAUUGUAAUUAUGUUAAUUUGUAAUUGUAAUUAUGUACUUGUAAUUAUGUUAAUUUUCUUUUUCAUUAGAUGCUAGAGAUACAUGAUUUCUAAUAACACUAAAAUUUUUUGUGCAAAAUUUAUAUAUAUAUAUAUAUAUAUAUAUAUAUAUAUAUUCGUGUGACAUUACAUUUCAGUCGGAGUACUGCAAGACAUUCUUUACUAUUUGACGCAUAAAGAUCUGAAUAAAAGUUUGAGUUUCACUGGAGUCUCGAACUUUUGUUGCACAUGCGCUUUCAAAGAGAUGAGGAAUAUAAAAUAUGCUCCUCGCAGUGCAUAUUAUGACAAUUUACUUACUGCUCAUCAUUUUCUUAAUGAAAUGUAUUAUAGUUAUAGGAUAUAAGUGUAGUUCCUCCCAAAAAGAUAUAAGUCGCGUAUUUUCUUUAUUUUGUUAUUAUCUUAUCUCCCCUUUUAUUCAUAUAGACGUAAGUAUUUUAAACAAUACUAACUUUAUUAUAAUAGAAGGUAUUAUAUAAAGUGAAAGGAGAACAGUAUAGUUACGAGAACCACUGCUAUUUGAGAACAAAAAAAAUGUUCUGUAGAGAUAUUAUAUUCAGUAAUAUUUCAACUAUCGUCUGAAAUGGAAGAAUUUCCCGAAGAGCGGUAUUAUGGAAUGAAUCGCGUUCUUUUAUCAACAGUUGGUCUAUGGCCAGACGACCAUUACAAAGUCAGACACUUUCGUUUUAUAUUAUUGCUAUUGAUAGUUAUAUCAUUACCUAGUUCACAGUGGAUAAAGUUGUUUACCUCAGAAUACAAUUCUGAUCUUCUUUUAAAAAUAUUAUCUUUCAAUAUUCUUUUAAUGUUAUGUCCUAUAAAGUAUAUUACAUUUUAUGCUGUUUUCAAAAAUAUUAAAGAAUUUCGGCAACGUGUUCAAAAUAACUGGGGAGCUUUGAAAGAUAAUCGAGAAAUCGAGAUUAUAUGUAAACAGGGAAGCUAUGGAAAAUUUUUUACAAUAUUUAUUGCAACGUUUGUACUUAUCUUAAGCGUAGUCUACAUUUGUACCCAAUAUGUAUCAAUUGUACUCGAUAUUAUAACACCUUUAAAUGUAUCUCGCCCGCGUCAACUUCUAAUUAUUACAGAAUAUUUUAUCGAUCAUGAGAAAUAUUUUUAUAUCAUAUCUAUAUAUUUAGCUAUUGCGAUAAUCGUUAUAGUAACUUGUUUUAUAGCUACUGAAUCGUUUUCAGUAAUUAAUGCAUUACACGCUUUCGGGUUAUUUAAAAUUGCUAGUUAUCGUAUGAAACAUUUGUUAAGCGGAAUUACUCCACAUAUGUGUCUAACUAAAAAAUAUAUCAUAUCACAUAACAAAAUAAUUGCUGCGGUGGAUUUUCAUAGAAGAGCAAUUGAUAAGUUUUGGACGAGUCUAUUUAAUCUUAUAUGUGCUGGGUGUGCUUUCGGCAAGCAUCAAUUUACUUAACCUGUCUCGGAUAGUGACUAUGGAAAAAGAUAUUAUAGAAAUUAUUAAAUCUUUUUUUUUGAUAGCUUCGCAUAUUUUAUAUUUAACCGUAGCUAAUUACGCUGGGCAAGAAUUUAUAAAUAAUGAUAUGCAUUUCUAUCGUGUAAUGUAAGUUGUACGAUUGUGUUUGUCGUACUUUAUGUCGCUUCUUAAGUUACACAAUCUACCUAUAUUAUAAUUAUAUACUAUUUAGUAUUUUAUUUGUGCAAUUAUAUAGAUGCAAUACCGAAUGGUACAAUGUUCCAGUAAAGACACAAAAAUUAAUUCUCUUUAUGCUACAAAAGACUACAAAAUGUUAUAAAGUUGAUGCCGGUGGUAUGUUUAAUCCCUGUUUGGAAGGUUUAGCCACAGUA
Solenopsis invicta (red fire ant) is the source of this 1888-nucleotide messenger RNA. RefSeq lists its product as uncharacterized. The coding region runs from base 663 to 1496 and encodes 277 amino acids. Gene Ontology annotation, molecular function: odorant binding; olfactory receptor activity. The transcript has 7 exons. Lineage: Eukaryota; Metazoa; Arthropoda; Insecta; Hymenoptera; Formicidae. The record is from RefSeq and is a predicted model, not a curated record. Gene Ontology annotation, biological process: sensory perception of smell; detection of chemical stimulus involved in sensory perception of smell. Gene Ontology annotation, cellular component: plasma membrane.